AUGACUCGACUAUUGGAAAAUUUAUUGAAUGAAUUAUCAUUGUAUUCAGAUGAAAAUAAAGAAAUACGCCCACUUGGCAAAGAGCGAAUUCAGCACUUUUUGCAGAUCAGUAGAAGGAGUCCUAGUAGAUUUGAUAACCCAAAAUUUGACUUUUUCAAACUCUACGCGAAAUGGCUAAAUCCCUGCGAACAAAUCUUUUUGAACGUAUCACUUUUCAAUGCCGAAUACAGCUAG
Messenger RNA from Ambispora gerdemannii, 234 nucleotides. NCBI's taxonomy places the organism in Eukaryota, Fungi, Glomeromycota, Glomeromycetes, Archaeosporales, Ambisporaceae. The record is from the annotation of a GenBank genome assembly.